UGGGAUAUUUAAGUCUUCUCCGCGGCGCGGAGCCGCGAUGUCUCCGGCGGCUGCGGUGCCUGGAGGAGGCGAGCGGCGGCGUCCGAUAGCGAGUGUCAGGGACGGCCGGGGCCGGGGCCGCGGCGGGGCGACGCUCCUCGGCCUGUCGCUGCUUGGCCUUGUGCUCUACCUGGUGCCGGCGGCGGCUGCGCUGGCCUGGCUGGCCGUGGGGGCUACCGCGGCCUGGUGGGGACUGAGCCACAAGCCCCGAGGUUCGCCCGCCUUCUCGCUCGUUCGGAACGCGCGGCGUCAGCGAACACUGCUCACCUCACCUCCGGCCAAAUCAGCAGUAAACGGAAACCUCCUUGGGCCGCGGACCCUCCUGGAAGGACCCGACCAUGCUGAACUGCUCCUAAUGGGCAGUUACCUCGGCAAGCCCGGCCCCCCGCCGCCCGCCUUGGCCCCGGAGGCCAGGGACUUGCGGGAGAGGCCUGGCCGCCACCCGCCCACCCGCCCCGCGCCGCCGGCUUACUCGCCCCGUCGCGUUGACCACAUUCACCCCUCUCUCCCCACUCCCCUCCUCCGACCCUCCAGGAGGCCUUCCCACAGGGAUUGUGGAACUUUAUCAGAUCGGUUCCUAAUAACACCUCGAAGACGAUAUCCAAUCCAGCAGGCCCAAUAUUCCCUUCUGGGGGCACUUCCCACAGUGUGCUGGAAUGGUUAUCACAAGAAGACUGUGCUAUCUGCUCGAAAUUCCAAAAUGGUGUGCAGCCCAGUGACAGUGAGGAUUGCUCCUCCCGAUAGCAAAUUGACUCAUUUUCCAGUGCCCGAGCAGUUAAUCAGCUCAACACUGCCCUCACCAUCAAGUAAUGCUCCGGACCCAUGUGCAAAAGAGACUGUACUGAGUGCCCUCAAAGAGAGGAAGAAAAGAACAGUGGAGGAGGAAGAACAAAUAUUCGCUGAUGGCCAGGAAAAUAAAAGAAGGCGCCAUGAUAGCAGUGGGAGUGGACAUUCAGCAUUUGAGCCCAUGGUGGCCAAUGGAGUUCCUGCUUCUUUUGUGCCCAAGCCUGGGUCUCUGAAGAGGGGUCUCAAUUCCCAGAACUCAGAUGACCACUUGAAUAAGAGAUCGCGCACCUCUUCCCUGAGUUCCAUGACCAGCACGUAUGCAGGCGGCAUUCCUAGCUCCAGCCGCAACGCCAUUACCAGUUCAUACAGUUCUACUCGAGGUGUCUCUCAGCUGUGGAAGAGAAGCGGUCCCAGCUCUUCACCCUUCUCCAGCCCAGCCUCCUCCCGCUCCCAGACACCAGAGAGGCCAACAAAGAAAAUAAGAGACGAGGAACUUUCUCAUCAUUCUAGUUCUUCCACUCCAUUAGUAACUGACAAGGAGUCCCAGGGAGAAAAAGUUGUAGAUACAACCACAUGGAAGAAACAGAACUCGUGGAAUUCCCCAACUACACCUGGCAGCUCUGGGCAGCGUAAACGGAAGAUUCAGCUGCUGCCCUCCAGGCGAGGGGACCAGCUGACCUUGCCUCCACCUCCCCAGCUUGGAUAUUCAAUAACUGCUGAAGACCUGGACUUUGAAAAGAAAGCUUCAUUACAGUGGUUUAACAAGGUCUUGGAGGAUAAGACUGAUGCCGCCUCGAACUCUGUCACUGAGAACCCACCUACCCCUCAGCCUUCUUUUACUUUCACCCUGCCUGCUGCUGGGACUGCUUCCUCGCCAACCUCCCCCCCGGCCCCAAGCACCAACCCGCUGUUGGAGAGCUUGAAGAAGAUGCAGAAUUCCCCGGGCCUCCCCUCCUCCCCAGAAUCUGCUGAAGUGGCAACCGCUGUGGCCCCUUCGCCUCCGAAGACACUCAGCCUCCUGGGCCCUGUUGGCUCUUCCCAGUCAGCACCCCUUCCAGGCACCUCCUCAGACUCCAAAUCCACAGUCACUUUCUUGGGGCUGCCUCCUGCUGCUUCUGCAGUACCAGCCACUGACACCACCAAGUCCCCUCUGGCCCCUCAGGCUGAGCCACCUGCCAAAUCCCAAGCCCUGCCUGCCCCAUCCCCCACCCCCAAGCCAAGUAUUCUGUCUGGAAUGCUUAGUACCCCACCUGCUAACCCUUCUGCCUCUGCAGCUCCUGCUGGGUCUUCAUCUCCCCUGUUCGAGCCCAUUUUUGGGGCCAUUCCUAAAAGCGAGAAGGAGGGCCCCUUGCCAUCUAGCCCAUCCAAGGUCACAGCCUCACCCUCUUCCGGUUCUGCCCUCCCCACGACUACCAGCACCUCAUCUGGCAAUUUCAAGCAUGUCUUUGGCAGCAUGGGGCCCCCUACAUCUGUGCCCUUGCCAACUCCCUUCUCCUUCACUCAAACUACUCCAGCGACAACCUCAGGCGUCCCUCUGUUCACUGGCCAGGCCGGUGCCACCUCAGCAGUAGCUGCUGUGACCACAGCCAUCACCUCCACAGACUCAGCCUCGAAGCCCACCUUCGGCUUCGGUGUGAGCACAGUGACCAGCGCCAUGGGCAGCGUGACUAGCACCACCACGUCCACGUCCCAGCCUUUCCUCUUUGGGACUCCCCCUGCCUCUGGUGCCAGCUUUACCCCAGCCAUGGGCCCCAUAUUCCAGUUUGGCAAGCCUCCUGCCAUGCCUGCUUCAACAGCAGUUACCACCUUUGGCCAACCCCUCCCCAGUGCCGUGCAGGCGGCCGCCAGCAGCAGCGGCGGCUUCAGUGCUUUUGGCAGCAGCCUGACAGCGUCCGCCCCGGGCACCGCCACCCAGCCCACGCUGACGUUCAGCAGCACGAACAGCCCGGCAUUCAACAUUCCUUUCGGCGCAAGCACCAAGGCCCCUCCCCCAUACCCAGGAGCCACCCCCCAACCUGCAUUUGGGGCUGCUGACGGGCAGCAGCAGGGCGCUACCAAGCCAGCCCUCGCCCCCAGCUUUGGCAACUCUUUCUCUUUUGGAAACUCUGCAGCCCCGACCCCAACGGCAGCACCAGCGGCCCCAGCCCAGCCAGCCUUUGGCAACACUACGCAGUCAGCGUUUGGUUUGAAACCCACGGCCACUGCCUUUGGCACCCCUGCCAGCACCCAGCCAGCCUUUGGCAGCACCACAUCUGUGUUCUCCUUUGGUGCACCCACCACCUCUGGUUUUGGAGCUACAACCCAGACCACCAGCAGCGGGACCAGUAGCUCAGUAUUUGGCAGCACAGCACCGUCACCCUUCACAUUUGGGAGCUCGGCAGCCCCAGCUGGCAGUGGGGGCUUUGGGACCAACGUGGCCACCCCAGGCACCAGCUCCACCCCUGGAGGGUUCAGCUUCGGAGGACAGAGCGGGACCACUGGCGGCACAACCCCGUUCGGGGGGGGCCUGAGUCAGAACACCCUGGGCGUGCCCAGCCAGAGCACAGGCUUUGCCUUCAGUGUGGCCAGCGCGCCGGAGAGCAAGCCCGUGUUUGGAGGCACCUCCACACCCACCUUUGGUCAGAACACCUCUGCCCCUGGGGCGGGCACAUCGGGCACCAGCCUCUCCUUUGGGGCGUCCUCAACACCCGCCCAAGGCUUUGCUGGAGUGGCACCUUUCGGAUCGGCUGCCCCUUCAUUUUCAAUUGGUGCAGGAUCCAAGACCCCAGGGGCUCGGCAGCGCCUGCAGGCCCGAAGACAGCACACCCGCAAGAAAUAGCCUCUGUCCCCUGCCUCCAUCCCCCCACCCCUUGCCCCAACCUGGACCUCGGCACCUGCUAGGAAGAGCCUCUGACCUGUCUAGUACCACAAAGCAAACCUACCCUAGACCUCUGGCUUCAGCCCGGGGAGGGAGCAGCCCUGGGGCCACCUCCCACCUUCACACCCCCCACCCCACUGCGGAAGCAGAGCCUCAGGCCUCUUGGGGGGAGGGGCAGGAUGUGGCAGGGCAGCAGCCUGAUACCUUUACUUGAACAGUUCCACUGGGGAGGCUGGAGAGAAUUAAAGAAACAUCUGUACAUAUCGUCCACUUCCUUCCUGACUCGUUUAGUGUGUAAGCUCAGUCAGGCGGCCUCGCCCCCACUCCACACCCCCCACCUUCUCUACUGGAGGGUAGCAGGCAGGGCCCUGCCCACUUGCGCCUCUAGUAUACAUUUGACGGGGCUGGGGGAAAUGGAUUAUCCCUAAAGCUUUACCUUGCUUGGCUAUAAAUGGUGGUUUUCUGGUCCCUUUCGGGGACCAUGUCCCCAUUUCUCGCUGCUUUGUCCCUCACUGGUUCCUUGCAGGAUCUAUUCUUUUUAAAUGACCUUGAAUCUAGCUUUGCCUUGGAGACCCCACUGGGUGCUGCUCCUGCUGUUCCACUUCCUCCUGCCAAGUCUGAGUCCGUGUUUCGUCCCCAAUUCUGCCAGUUUGGCCCCUAAAAGCUUGGUGGCUCAAGACUGUUAGCCUGGCAGAUCCAGGGGUGACCCCUCACUCGAGGGAGGGGAGCUCGUGGAGCAGGCAAGAUGCCCACCACUGCUUUCAGCUGCCUCCUCGCCCACCCUCCCCGCUGGCUCACUGGGCACGUCUGCCUCCCCAGGAUUGUGUGUUUAAAGCCUUGUCCCGUGUUACUUGUCUGAUGCUCAUGUCUAUCUGAUGCUCUUUGAAUCGAGUUUGGAGGAAGAACUGAAUUGUAUGAGUGGCGGCAUGUUGGUAGUGCCGGACUUAACUGUUUCGAGUUUCUGGGACUUAGCUCAUUGAAUGUGGAAAGUAGCACCUCUUGUGGCUACAAGUGCUGACUCCUGGAUUUUCAAAUGGUGUUUUGACUUUUAAGGGCUGGCAGCCCAGGAGGAUGGGGCCGAGGGGAAACGAAGACCUCUUCUCUCUGCUUUCUCUCCCACCAUCCUGACCUCACAGGAGGCGAGGUCACCCUUAGUACGUUAGCAAACCUAAGUUAAUGACCUAGACUUUAAAAUUCUGUUGUUUUACCCCAACAGGGCCUCCAACCCUCCCCCUUUUCUUCCUUUGUUCCCAAACCACAUACCCCAGGCCCAAGAGCCUUGCUGCCAUGCCCAUCCUCUUUGGGAGAAGUAUGAAUGCGUAUGUCUAAAUUAAAAGAAAAAAAAUAUUUAAACAUUUUUUAACAAAAUAAAAAUUUAUUUUUGUAUUUAAGCUAAAUUGCCUUUUAAAUUCCUUCAAGCUUGGUUCAUUGAGGUGGUUACGUAUAAAUGCUAUUGAUAGGAAUUAGCUGUACAGUUAAGUUAUGCCUGUGUGAAGAAGAAAUGCUGUCCCAGGCAGCUUUCCUGAGGGACUAGAGCUCCUUCUGGACACAUUAUAUAAAAUGUAAUUCUUAUUUUACAGAUAAUGUGACAUAGAUGUAACUAGUCCCCUUCCCCCUUUUGUGACUGAGGUUGAAUGUUUUAUGGCAGGGGACUGCUCUUCCCCACCCCCAAGAAGAGCUCCAUGAGUACGUAACUGUCCGUGGGGCUGCGGAGGGGGCCUGGACCUCACGUCCCUAAUACCUGUUAGGGUACGGGGGGGCACGGGCCUAGAGAUCAAAGCUUCUACCUGUACCUUCUAUAAGGUAGCCCCUCUUAGUUUUAGUACCUCAGUGCCACGGGCUGGACACUUGGUCCAGGACCCCCCUGAAGAGGGUGUUCUGGCACGGCCUGAGUGUGAGAGAGUGUGUGUGUGUGUGUGUGUGUGUGUGUGUACAUGUACGUGCACUGGACAGGAACGGGAGGCUGGGACUUUCCAUUACAAAUAAAGACUUAAUUCCUCUGAGUCUAGUUGGAAUUUUUAGUAUGAAUGUGAGAUUUUUCUCCUUGCUUAUGUCAUUAAGAAUAAAAAAAACUGUGAUCUAUCGUA
Rhinolophus ferrumequinum (greater horseshoe bat) is the source of this 5769-nucleotide messenger RNA. It is a transcript of the gene POM121C, whose product is annotated as POM121 transmembrane nucleoporin C. Gene Ontology annotation, biological process: RNA export from nucleus; protein import into nucleus. The transcript is spliced from 13 exons. The record is from RefSeq and is a predicted model, not a curated record. Bases 38 to 3643 code for a protein of 1201 amino acids. Gene Ontology annotation, molecular function: structural constituent of nuclear pore. Gene Ontology annotation, cellular component: nuclear pore. Lineage: Eukaryota; Metazoa; Chordata; Mammalia; Chiroptera; Rhinolophidae.